Molecule: messenger RNA, 3485 nt
Organism: Telopea speciosissima
Lineage: Eukaryota; Viridiplantae; Streptophyta; Magnoliopsida; Proteales; Proteaceae
Product: pre-mRNA-processing protein 40A-like
Exons: 30
Coding region: 96-3260 (1054 amino acids)
Biological process (GO): mRNA cis splicing, via spliceosome
Cellular component (GO): U1 snRNP; U2-type prespliceosome
Molecular function (GO): RNA binding; protein binding
Source: RefSeq, a predicted model, not a curated record
GCUCUAGGGUUCGUCGACGGAGAGCGAGCUCUAUCAGACCAGAGGGAAGAAAAUCGGUCUCUAGAAAGAGUGGAGACUUGCAGUCCUCGGUGGUAAUGGCGAAUAAUCUUCAAUCUUCUGCCACACCGCCACUUCGGCCACCGCCCCUUGUUGGAUCCGCUGGCAUUGCUCAAAAUUUUGCUCCACCCAUGUCUAUGCAAUUCCGUCCUAUGAUGUCAGUGCAGCAGCAAGGGCAGCCGUAUAUGCAGGCGGGUUCGCAACAGUUUCGGCCCGUUGGGCAAGGUAUUCCUGCUUCGAAUGUUGGAAUGCCACCUUCUGCUCAAGGUCAGCAGCUUCAGUAUUCUCAACCAACUCAGCAGUUGCCUCCAAGGCCUGGGCAGCCUGCUCACGGUAUGCCUCCUUCAUCUCAGUCGAUUCCGAUGCCCUAUGCGCAGUCAAACAUGCCUUCCUUUUCAUCUGGGCCACCACAGCCUCAGCAAAACGUGCAGCCUAUGGCUAAUCCUAUGGGCGUAGCUGGAAGCAUGGGAAUGCCCCUUAUGUCAUCGUAUACUUAUACUCAAUCCUAUGGCCAGCCACAAAGCAAUGUUAAUCACUCGAACCAGUACCAGCCAAUUUCUCAGAUGCAUGCACCUAACAUGCCAACUAAUGCUGGGGGACAAUCUUGGAUGUCUUCUGCAAGCCAGAGUGUGCCCCUUGCUACACCGAUCCAGCAAGCUACUCAACAACAGCCUUUGGCAACGGCUGCGUCUGUUCCGGUUACAAAUCCUCAAUCUAACUCCAGUCAACAGUCUUCAUCAGAUUGGCAAGAACAUACAUCUGCUGAUGGGAGAAGAUAUUAUUACAACAAGAAGACAAGACAGUCUAGUUGGGAGAAACCUUUAGAAUUAAUGACACCUGUUGAGAGGGCGGAUGCAUCCACUGUUUGGAAGGAAUUUACAACUCAAGACGGCAGGAAGUAUUACUACAACAAGCUCACUAAGCAAUCAAAAUGGACAAUCCCUGAUGAACUGAGGUUGGCUCGUGAACAGGCUGAAAAGGCUGGUAGUCAGGGUCUACAGUCAGACGCUACUGUGACUUCUAACUCUUCGUCUGCUGUUGCUGUCACUUUGGCUGAUACACCUGCUGUGGGGAUUUCAAUUAGCUCUUCCUCAACUGUUGCAGUUUCAGGGGUGGCAUCAAGUCUGGUUCCAGUGACACCUGUUGUUGCUAUAAGCCCACUCGCUGUUGUGACUUCUGGAUUGCCUGCUAUUGCUGCUAUACCUUCUUCUGUUGCAUCAAAUGCAGUUGGAGUUCCUUCUCCUGUGGCAGCUCUUACUCCCUUACAAUCUACUGUUUCAGGGGGUGCUGUGGUUCCCGUUGCUUUGGACAAUGCCACUACUACAACGACCAAAUUUGAGAAUGUAUCUCAAGGUGUUGCAACUUCCAUUGAUGGGGCUUCUGUUCAGGAUUUGGAGGAAGCCAAAAAGGGCAUGGCGGUUGCUGGCAAGAUCAAUGUUGCUCCACUGGAGGAGAAAACUGUUGAUGAUGAAACGUUGGUUUAUGCUAAUAAGCAGGAGGCAAAAAAUGCUUUUAAAGCACUCUUGGAAUCUGCAAAUGUUGAGUAUGACUGGACUUGGGAACAGGCUAUGAGAGUGAUAAUUAAUGACAAAAGAUAUGGUGCUCUGAAAUCUCUUGGAGAGCGAAAGCAAGCUUUUAAUGAGUACCUGGGCCAAAGGAAAAAGCAGGGGGCUGAGGAGAGGCGCAUUAGACAGAAGAGAGCAAGGGAGGAAUUCACAAAAAUGUUAGAAGAAUCAAAAGAGCUCACAUCAUCUACAAGAUGGAGCAAAGCUAUAAGCAUGUUUGAGGAUGAUGAAAGGUUCAAGGCUGUGGAGCGAGCCAGGGACCGUGAGGAUCUUUUUGAAAACUAUUUGGUGGAACUGCAGAAAAAGGAACGUGCAAAAGCUCAAGAGGAGCAUAAGCGAAAUGUUAUGGAGUACAAGCAAUUUCUGGAAUCCUGUGACUUUAUUAAGGCAAACAGUCAAUGGCGUAAAGUUCAAGAUCGCCUAGAGGAUGAUGAAAGAUGUUCUCGUCUUGAAAAGAUAGAUCGCUUGGAAAUCUUCCAGGAAUAUAUACGUGACUUAGAAAAGGAAGAUGAGGAGCAGAGGAAGAUUCAGAAGGAACAACUGAGACGGGAUGAGAGAAAAAAACGUGAUGAGUUCCGUAAGUUGAUGGAAGGACAUGUAGCUGAUGGGAUGCUUACGGCCAAAACACAUUGGCGUGACUAUUUUAUGAAGGUUAAAGACUUGCCUAUAUAUAUAGCAGUAUCAUCAAACGCCUCUGGUUCUACACCUAAAGAUCUGUUUGAGGAUGUUGUCGAGGAAUUAGAGAAACAGUAUCAUGAUGACAAGACUCGAAUUAAGGACGGAAUGAAGUUAGAAAAGAUAAAUAUGGCAUCAUCAUGGACUUUUGAAGAGUUUAAGGAUUCUAUUACUGAGGUUGUUCGCUCUCCCCCCAUAUCAGAUAUCAACUUAAAGCUUGUAUUCCAGGAGUUAAUCGAAAGAAUCAAGGAAAAGGAGGAGAAGGAAGCCAAAAAGCGUCAACGGUUGGCAGAUGAUUUCUCUGAUCUAUUACACUCUAUCAAGGAAAUAACUGCAUCUUCUAUAUGGGAAGGCUCCAAAUCACUUUUUGAAGACAGUCAAGAGUAUAGAGCAAUUGGGGAGGAGAACUUCAGAAGGGAGAUCUUUGAGGAGUAUGUCACACGUUUGCAAGAAAAGGCAAGAGAGAAAGAGCGCAAGAGGGAGGAAGAAAAGGCCAAAAAAGAAAAAGAGAGAGAGGAGAAAGAGAAAAGGAAGGAGAAAGAGAGAAAGGAAAAAGAGAGAGAACGUGAAAGGGACAAGGGAAAGGAAAGAUCCAAGAAGGAUGAAAUUGAGAGUGAAAAUGUUGAUGUAACUGACAAUUACGUCUCCAAAGAGGAAAAAAAGAGGGAGAAAGACAAGGACAGGAAACACCGGAAGAGGCAUCAUAGUGCAGCCGAUGAAGUUAAUUCUGAAAAGGAUGAGAAAGAGGAGUCUAAAAAGUCCCGUAGGCAUGGCAGUGAUAGGAAAAAAUCGAAGAAGCAUGCACACUCUCCAGAAUCAGAUAAUGAAAGCAGGCAUAAGAGACAUAAGAGAGAUCACAGAGAUAGUUCCCGGAGAAACGGUGGUUAUGAGGAGCUUGAAGAUGGGGAGCUUGGAGAGGAUGGGGAAAUCCGAUCACGAGGACACACCAGAAAUGAUGAUUAAAGAUGCAUAAAAGUACAAGUCUGAAGGGCUGCAGCAGACAAAGGUAAUGUAAUUUUCUUCAGAAAUGAUCUAUUACCGAAGACCCUGAAGAUUAUUUUCUUUUGCAUUUUAUACAAGCUAUUGAGAUUAUCUUGAAGAUUUUUACAAUCACUUUGUUUAUUGAGGGCGAUGAAGGUUGUACGACUGCUUUAAGAAAUGAGCUUAGUAUAAAGUAGCUUACUGUCA